This is a messenger RNA of Penicillium concentricum, 870 nucleotides long. RefSeq lists its product as uncharacterized. The transcript has 2 exons. Gene Ontology annotation, molecular function: oxidoreductase activity. The coding region runs from base 1 to 870 and encodes 289 amino acids. The record is from RefSeq and is a predicted model, not a curated record. NCBI's taxonomy places the organism in Eukaryota, Fungi, Ascomycota, Eurotiomycetes, Eurotiales, Aspergillaceae.
AUGGCAUCCUCCGAUAUUAUCUCGUGUUUAUCAACACAAGUUCAACAACUGGACGCCAAUGGACUGGAAAGCUCCCACAACACCAAACAUAUCCAUCAGGCUCAUGAGAUACUUCGAAGCCAAGGGCUACUCAAGAUAAACUUGAAAUUUCGCGACGAAUCAAGCACCUAUCUCACACAACUGAUCUCAUCCCUGAACAGAAGCCACAACCAUGGGUUACCCAUCACCCAUAGCUCAACACGAGGCUGGUUCUGGGAUGUACGGCCUCAAUCUACGACAAGAAUCGCAAAGUCAUCCUCGAAUUCGAACCCUUGUUCCUCCCCGGACAAUUUGCCAGCACGGUCUGAAACAUCUGAAUCCUUCCCCUGGCACACAGAUUGCAGUUACGAAGAACGUCCACCUAGCUUCUUUGCGCUCCAAGUCCUCCACGCCGAUACCUGCGGAGGCGGUACUCUCUCCGUAAUGGAGCUAGCCCGCCUCCUGCCGCUGCUCUCAGCCACCGCGCGAAAAUAUCUGUCCAGGGCCGAAUACCGCAUUACAGUCCCACCGGAGUUCGUCAAGAGAGACGAUCAGCGAUCCAUUGUUGGUAGUGUUUUGACCAAUACGGGUGAUGGGCUGCGGUUCCGUGAAGAUAUCAUUACGCCGCUGACGACUAGCGGGGGCGAAGCGUUCGAGGAGCUGAAAAAUAUGUUGCGGAGCUCCGAGGCCAGAUCGCAGACGAUCUCACUUUCGCCGCUAUUGUUGCCGAGUGGAUCGAUUGUCUUGGUUGGGAAUCGUCGGUGGCUCCAUGCCAGGAACGAGGUGCGGGACCCGAAGAGACACUUGAGGAGAGUUCGUUGGGAUGCCAGACCAUUUGUGGAGUCACGGUAA